Caenorhabditis auriculariae is the source of this 2161-nucleotide messenger RNA. The record is from the annotation of a GenBank genome assembly. Lineage: Eukaryota; Metazoa; Nematoda; Chromadorea; Rhabditida; Rhabditidae.
AUGGUUAAAGUUGGUAUAAUCGGAGGCACUGGACUAGAGGAUCCUCAAAUUUUGAGCAAUCCAAAGUCGGUGGUCGUCGAGACGCCGUAUGGAAGUCCCAGCGACGCGCUUCUUGAAGGUUUUUUUGAAUUGAAUUUUGGUUGAAGGCAAAUUGUUAGGCACGAUAAAUGGCGUCGACUGCGUUCUUCUGGCCAGACACGGCCGCAAGCACGACAUCAUGCCUGGCAACGUGAAUUACCGAGCCAACCUCUGGGCUCUUUAUUCGCUCGGUAACUUUUUCUGGUUUUCCGUUCAUCGAUAAAACCUUUUCGAGUUGUCUGAAGGGCUUACAGACCUUGAAAAUGUGAUUUUUUUUUUUCUAUAACUGGACGAUAUGAAAACUCAGGCGUCGACGUCAUCAUUGCGUCGACAGCUUGUGGCUCGCUCCAGGAGCACGUCAAGCCUGGACAACUCGUUUUUCCGGAUUCUGUUUUUGAUCGGUGAGAAAAAUUGAACAAUUUAUUUUUUCAUCGACUAAAUCCAACCAACUUUCCAGUACAAACGGUAGAAAAAGCACGUUUUUCGAUGGCAGUCAUGCCGGAGCGCCUGGCGUCUGCCACAUUCAGUCCUAUCCGACGUAUAACGAACAACUCCGACAGGUGAAUUUCGCUCGAAAGCGGAAACUACGUUUUUCUUCUCGUCUACAAUUUGUGUAAAUUAUUUACUGAAACAAUAAAAAGCUCUUCACUUCGUGAGUCAACAGUCGCGAAAGAUUGAUUUUUAUAUUUAAGAACCUUGGAAGCCUUUGAAGCUCGCUCCAAGCAAAAAUUAUCUUCAUUGAGCCUUUUUGUGCAGUCUUUAGACGGUAUUUUAAACAAUUUAGUUUUGUCCCAAUUCUUUGUCAAAACGGAGUAAAGCCCCAACAUUUUCUCAGCUGAUGGUGACUUCGGCGAAAAGCCUCGACAUCGACCACCACGCCAACGGAUUCGGCGUCUGCAUCGAAGGGCCGCGGUUCUCGACGGUCGCCGAAAGCAACGUUUUCCGUUCUUGGGGGGCCAGCCUCGUCAACAUGACCAUGAUGCCGGAGGUCUCUAGAUCCAAAAAGUAUCUUCGAAAGGGGGUUUUCCAGUGCAUACUGGCGAAAGAGCUCGGAAUACCCUACGCGACGAUGGCGUUGGUGACUGACUACGACUGCUGGAAGGAGACGACUCACGUGAGAUUUAUAGAUUCCUGGGUUUCCCUAAGAAGGAGGGAAGUAGCCAAGCGAAUCAGGGAACUUCAAUCCUCGUGAAAUUCGUAAAAUGUUUUAAUUCGAGCUUUUAUGAUCUUCCUGGCUUCGGACCUUUUCACUGAAUAGCAGAACAAGUUGUGAAUCAAGAGAGCUCUUUCUAAUGUAUCUUCAAGGUGUCGAUCGACCUCGUCAUGGAGACCUUCCACGAGAACGUCGGCAAGGCGAAACGAUUGUUCAUAGACGUCGUCGCUCGAAUCUCUGACGUCGACUGGACACCAGAAGUCGCCCGAAUGAAGGUCGGACAGUUCUUUUUAUUGUUAAUUAGUCAAAAUGUCAAUUAAUUAUUAAAAAGGAAGAAAUAAAACCAUAAGUGGCAAUUUCUUGCAAAAGCAGUUAAACAUUCCUCACAGAGGAAAUUAUUUGAGACGUUAUUGACUUUUUUUAAAGAUUAUUUAUCAAUCACCUUUUAUAGUUAAUUCGUUACGAAUGAAUUGAAACUGUCUGACCAGCCUGCGCUCUCUUUUUCUCACCUCUGAGGUCAUAAUUCACAAAUCUUGUAAACGCGAAACGGAGGAAAAAGUGGGCGCAGUGUAAUCAGCCUGUUUUUUUAAAUUCGUAGCAAUUAGAUUUUCGAAAAAAAAUCUCUAAAAUUGUUCAAUUCCUAAAAUGUUGAGCUCUAUUGUCUUUUGCACUAAUCGUAGUAUCAGCGAAAGGUCGAGUAAAUAGAAAAGAUAAGGAAGCAAAGAAAUGCAAAGAUCUUUGUAUCUCAUUCAUCGCUGAGACGCGAUUUAGUAGCAGUCUUCACAAAGUUGGCAAAAAAACUAUUUUUUGUAACGAAGGCUAGCGAAGACUAGAGUAAACAAAAUUUCGAGCUUGUGAUUUCAGAAAGAAGCGCGAGACUCGAUAAUGAUUCCAGCGGAUAUCGUCGUACCUCAUCUGCAGUCCUCCUAA